Ochotona princeps (American pika) is the source of this 2560-nucleotide messenger RNA. RefSeq names its product MAGUK p55 scaffold protein 4 (gene MPP4). Lineage: Eukaryota; Metazoa; Chordata; Mammalia; Lagomorpha; Ochotonidae. The transcript is spliced from 21 exons. Gene Ontology annotation, cellular component: adherens junction; plasma membrane. Gene Ontology annotation, molecular function: protein binding. The coding region runs from base 1 to 1911 and encodes 636 amino acids. The record is from RefSeq and is a predicted model, not a curated record.
AUGAUACACUCAGACCAAGGAGCAAACCCACAAGACAGGAAGGACAGGAGACGUUCUUCAGCAACCAAAUCUGAAAACGGCCUCUCCCACAUCCUGAGACUGGUGCUGCAGGAGCUGAGUCUAUUCUACAGCCGGGACGUGAACGGAGUGUGCCUCCUGUACGACCUCCUCCACUCCCCUUGGCUGCAGGCUCUGCUGAAGGUGUAUGACUGCCUCCAGGAAUUCAAAGCGAGGAAACUGGCUCCUGCCACACAGCAUGCGCAGGCGUUAUCCCACGAGGUAGUGGAACUGUUGCGGGAAGUUCCUAACUCCCCUGAAAUCCGAGAGCUGAAAUGGAUCCUCCAGGCUCCACACUCGAAGGCUUUGCUCAGUGCCCAUGACACAGUGGCUCAGAAAAAUUUUGAGCCCCAUCUUCCCCCACUACCAGACAACAUCCCUGAGAGUGAGGAGGCAAUGAGGAUCGUUUGUCUGGUAAAAAACCAGCAGCCUCUGGGUGCCACCAUCAAGCGCCAUGAGAUGACAGGGGACAUCUUGGUGGCCAGGGUCAUCCACGGCGGGCUGGUCGAGCGGAGCGGACUGCUCUAUGCUGGAGACAAACUGGUAGAAGUGAAUGGAGUUUCAGUUGAGGGAUUGGACCCUGAGCAAGUGAUCCAUAUUCUGGCCAUGUCUCGUGGGACAAUCAUGUUCAAGGUGGUCCCUGUGUCUGAUCCUCCAGUGUACAGCCAGAAGAUGGUGUAUGUUCGUGCCAUGACGGAUUACUGGCCCCAGGAAGAUCCUGCCAUCCCCUGCAUGGAUGCAGGAUUGACUUUCCAGAAAGGAGACAUCCUCCAGAUUGUGGACCAGAAUGAUGCCCUCUGGUGGCAGGCCCGGAAAAUCACAGACCUUGCCACCUGUGCUGGGUUGAUUCCUUCUAACCAACUUCUGAAGAGGAAGCAGCGGGAAUUCUGGUGGUCUCAGCCGUACCAGCCUCACACCUGUCCCAAAUCAACCAUAUUAAUCUCUAUGGAAGAAGAUGAUGACAUGAAGAUUGAUGAGAAGUGUGUGGAAGCAGAUGAAGAAACAUUUGAAUCUGAGGAGCUUUCAGAAGAGAAGGAGGAGUUUAUUGGCUACGGUCAGAAGUUCUUUAUCGCUGGUUUCCGCCGCAGCAUGCGCCUUUGUCGCAGGAAGUCCCACCUCAGCCAGCUGCGUGCCACUGUGUGCUGCACCGGUGGCUGCUACAGUGCCAUGGGUGCCCCUUACGAGGAGGUGGUGAGAUACCAGCGACGGCCUGGAGAUAAGCACCGCCUCAUAGUGCUCGUGGGGCCUUCUGGUGUUGGAGUAAAUGAACUAAGGAGACAACUUAUUGAAUUUAACCCCUGCCAUUUUCAAAGUGCGGUGCCACAUACCACUCGUUCCAAAAAGAGCUAUGAAAUAAAUGGGCGUGAGUACCAUUAUGUGUCAAAGGAAACCUUUGAAAGCCUCAUGUAUAGUCACAGGAUGCUGGAGUAUGGUGAGUACAAAGGCCACCUGUAUGGCACCAGUGUGGAUGCUGUUCAAGCAGUCCUUGAUGAUGGGAAGGUCUGUGUCAUGGACUUGGAGCCUCAGGAUAUUCAAAUGGCUCGAACUCAAGAUCUGAAACCCUAUGUCAUAUUUAUAAAGCCAUCUAAUGUGAAUUGUAUGAAGCAGUCUCGGAAAAAUGCCAAAAUUAUUACCGACUACUUCGUGGACAUGAAAUUCAAAGAUGAAGAUCUACAAGAAAUGGAGGAGUUAUCCCAAAAAAUGGAGGCUCAGUUUGGCCAGUUUUUCGAUCACAUGAUUGUGAAUGGCGACUUGCAAGACGCCUGUGCCCAGCUGUUAUGUAUCAUACAGAAGGCUCAGGAAGAGCCUCAGUGGGUCCCAGCAACAUGGAUGCCCUCCGACAAUGAGUCUUGAUGGUGCCGCCUGUUGCAUGCUGUGGUGCAACACUGCACCCUGGUGGGAGAGAAACAGAGCAACAUCUGUGUCUCAGCAGCUGUACUUGACCUAUUUUAAUGUGUGCAACUUUACAAGUGCUGUAGUUCAUGAACAUUUUUGCAAAAAUUAUGUAUGACUAUAUAUUCUGUUGUGAGGUUAUAGAAUUACAUGUUGGGCAUCUAGGAUGUAUUUUUUUCCUUGACCUUCUAUGUGGCUGUGGUAGGAAUAUCAAAAAUGUUCUUGAGAAUGAGCACCUCUUAGAGAUGGCAGACAGUCCUUGCAAGGUUCGAGUAAAAGGUUCUUUUCUGAAUAAAAUGAGUAACAUUUAUUUCAGAAGUGCAUUUUACUUUAUGAACCUUCUGCUUGAAUGUCUUUCACAAAAAAAGUGACUAAUUGACUACCAGCAAGAAAGGUUAACACACACAAUUCAUGUCCAUAGCAAAAUCUGGGAAUGCAACACCGCUCUCAACAUUGACACAUCAGUCUACAAGGAAACAGUUUUGGACCAGAGCAGUUAACAAUCGUUUGCUAAAAGCCAUCAUCCGCAUGUAUGGAUGUGGGGCAUUGGGACAGUCCUGGAGACAGGGAAAAAAUCCUAAGAUAUGAUGAUGCUAUUUCACAGUCUUGA